GUGAGGCGGGGCGCGGGUCUGGCGACGUUGCCAAAAAACACUGGCAUGUUCUAGACGUUCUAUUUUUUUUUCCUCUCUCAACUGACAGUGACUUAACGCUAGGGGCAAACGGGGCUCACAAUUCGCCUGUUUUGUCGGUGGCUCACCGGGUUUACGCGUCGGUGUUUGUGGCAUUCGUGGACGUGGUGGUGGUGAAGAAGAAGAGACGUGCUGACGAAUAAGAAGGGUGUAUGUGUGUGUGUCACACACAGAGCAGAGCGGUGACAGUCUUUCAUAGUCACCGCUAUCGUAACUUCAUUUCAUGAGUUCAUCGACGCUCCCUCCAGGCCGGUGGUGGACAGACAGCUGAACUGAACUCCUUACCGUUCAGGCCGGAGCUCACACGGAGACUUAGGAGUGACGGGAGACAACAUGGUGGAUUACUACAGUAUCCUGGGUGUGCCCAAAACAGCCUCUCAGGACGACAUUAAGAAGGCGUACAGGAAACUGGCACUGAAAUGGCACCCAGAUAAAAAUCCAGACAACAAGGAUGAAGCGGAGAGAAAGUUUAAAGAACUUGCUGAGGCCUAUGAAGUCCUGUCUGACAAGAGUAAACGUGAUUCUUAUGACAGAUUUGGAAAUGAGCGAAUGCCACACACAGGUUCCUCAAGCUCUGACUUUUCAUCAGAUUUCCCAGGAUUCACCUUUACAUUCCGCAGCCCAGACGAGGUAUUCAGAGAAUUCUUUGGUGGCCAGGAUCCUUUUGCUAGUUUCUUUGAUCAUCAUUCAUCAUUUGGAGGCUCCUCCUCUCGUCUCGGCCCUAGUCGUUUCUUCUCUUUCCCUUCAACCAAUGCUGAAUUUACCUCGUUCUCCUCUUCCAUGGGUCUGGAUGGGAUGGAGAGCACUAGCGGAGUUAUGGGCAACUUCAGAUCCAUUUCCACCUCCACUCGCAUCGUAAAUGGCAAACGCACCACUACCAAGAAGAUAAAGGAGAAUGGGCAGGAAAGAAUAGAAGUUGAGGAGGAUGGAGUGCUAAAGAGGGUCGUAAUUAAUGGUGUUGAAGACGAAAUGGCCCUCGCUCUGGAGCUGAGCCGACGAGACGCCCAGUCCCAUCACUCUCCUCAGAAGCCACGCAUCCAAAAUAGAUCACCUGCCGAGUGCGACAGGCCCCACCCCAACCCUCUCUCGGCACCCACACACCGGUCAUUCAGCUCCGCCCCUUGCUACAAUUACGGAGGGACUGUGGGAGGUAGUGAAGAGGAUGACGAGGACGAAGAGCUGCAGAUGGCUUUGGCAUGCAGCCUGUCAGAAAUGGAAGCACAGCAGAGAGCAGCUGCUCCUGGCUUCAUAUCAGGUGCUGGGGGUGGGGGCAGAACUUUUAGUGGCCAAAGAGGAGGUGGGGCUGUCAAGACAAAAAAAAUGAAUGUGGCCGGUACUGAAAAGGUUGUGGCAGAGGAGAAAGAUGAGGAGGAGGGGCAGCUUAAAUUGUCCUCGGGGUUUGGAGAUGAGAGGUGCGACAGGGAGGGGAAGGAAACCAGGGCACCAGGCUUCUCUCCUGAGUCAGCCACAGCUCAGGGCAGUGAAGAAGAGAAACAUGGUGAUGGCAGUGUGAAGAAGGACAAGACGUGUGGCUGUAUUAUAUGCUAAUAUCUGUAAGCGUGUGUGUGUGUGUGUGUGUGUGUUUGAAUGCUUCAUUCUUUUUUACUGAACUCAGUGUUCUGCCCGCAGCUCUAAUGUAAUGUGAACACCAGAUUUUUAUUUUGUGGAAGUGACUCAGCUGAUGACACAUCAUCAUCAUCAGUGUGAAUCAGUUAUGACAGGGUUGGUGGUUUACUACUACUACUACUACUACUAAUAAUAAUAAUAAUCCACUAAAACAAAAGCUAAAAUGUUAUAUUUAGUUUUAUCCAACAAAACAUACAUAUAAAUGAAUUAUGUAACUUUGCCAAAUGUUCACACAUUGCUAAAAUGAGUGGGAAGUAGAUGUUCUUAGUGAUUUAGUGACCCAGUUAAUGUGUGUGUACGUGCACACUAUAGAAUCUUCCAGUCAGACAUGAUGAAAGGAAAGUGCCACCACAGAGCAACAUGAAAAGCCAACCAAAGAACUUUCUUUGGUGAUUGUCCCCCAAUUCUGGUCUGAUUAUAAAUUAUAAAGAUUAUAUAUUUCCCCCGUUUCAAACACCAUUACAGAAAUCAUCAUGACUUCUGAUGCUUUGUGAGGAUGCAUGUUUUAUUUUAACAUAAUCGUACUUAAUAUGUUCUUUAUAAUCAGAAAAGACAUCAAGAAAGUUAACGAUUACACCUUUUUUGUCAACCAAAUGUUUGGCAAAACACUGACUCUAUAUCAGUGUUUGAAUUACGUGGGAGCCAGUGGGAGCUGAGCUUCCUGAAAAAGGGGUCAGACUCCCACGAAGGUAGUGAAAUUGUUCUGUGGGGGUUGUUAAAAUAUAAUUAAAACAAGGGCGUCAGUUUGUGUAUGGUCCCCACCACCCCAUUUAGAGAAAGCCAGAUUGUCCCGACCAAUGUUGGUGACAUGGGCGAUUUUACGAGCAUCGGUUGAACGCAUCACAGCCGUGCAGAAAUAACACUGCGAGUCACAGGGGAGAUGAGAGAGAGAGGGAGGGAGUGCAGGUGAUGUGCUGUUCUGAGAACACAGUGGUGAGUUUUUAGGGCCAGACCUAAAACCUUUCUCUUGGGCCUGCACUACUUAUACAUACAUAUUGUCAUUAUUUUAUUAUUUGAAUUACAAACCAUGCACUUUUCAAUGUAAAGAUUAUAAUUUACAUGAACAAGAAACGAGUAUGUUGACCCCCACAAAGACAAGAUUAUAAUUCAAACCCUCAGAACAGGCACAGCCUUAUAAACAGUAUAUAUAUAUGUAUAUAUAUACAUAUUAAUUAUUUUUGCAAAGAUGCACUUUUUCUGAAACAUCACCAUAUUCGAUCAAAACGACCAUUUGUUGUACAGCUUUGCGCCCGAUUGUGUUUUUAUUUAACAGCUUUAACUGUUAACAUUAAAACACUCAUACGUUGAUCUCCUCUGUGCCUUUACACACUUGAAGAUGUCUACCGUGCUUAAAUGUUCAGUCACUAAAUCAGUUUUAUAAGCAAAGCUAAUUCAUUUCAGUAAACAAAGUGGUUUGUGUGUGUGUGUGUGUGUGUGUGUUUUGUAGUGGUAAGAUUAUUGUGUUUCUGUGCGCACCAGCUUUCCCUGUGGUGGCAGUGGUGUUAUGUGUGAAAGUGUCUGUUCUUGGUUGGACUGGUUUGAGAUGCCAUCGUAGAGGAGCGACAGCUGCAAAAAUUCCCUCCUCCUACACUCAGCGACAAAUGAAAAGACUUGUUUCAAAGCACCAGUGCGGAGGAUUUAGGGACAUCUAGUGGUAAAGUUGUGGUAAAGUCCUUGCAAUAAGAAAGCUGACAGUUGCCUUCAGCUAACCUGAACACUGGUGAAGGCCACCAAUUGCAGUGCCAGCGUAGCUUCUGCUAACCCUGGGUUAUUGUCUCGCUAACACACUUGUUUCCUCCUUUGCACUGGAAUUCAACAUCCAAGUAGAAGAAAGUGUGAGAGCUGCAACGCUGCUGCAUGACGGCUCUGGAGACGUGACCAGUUGUGCAGUGUUGAAAUCCCAAUUACUGUGACAGAGAGAGACAAAAUGUGUGUGUGUGUGUGUGUGUUAGUGUGAAAUAAGGCUAAUAAGUGACAGAAAAACACAACAAAAAAAACUCCUGGUGCCAUAAAUUUGUAUUAAAAUGCUUUUGUGGAGAGACGUGCCUGUCUUAAUAAGUAUCUUUACUAUGGGGCAGUGUCUCUUUCCUGCGUUUCCACUGCACACUAAGCACAAUUGGAUUGUUAUGUGGACGUCAUAUUUUUUUCCCCACUCGUGCCUCAGAUAUUUUGUAUCACAUAGGUUUUGCCUUCACUUUUCAUCAUCAGUUUGAACAUAUUCCUACUCUACACAUUAUCUCCUUCCUGAGGUGUUACUUUUGUAAGGAGAGGGAGUUAGAAAGAGGAAUAUUUCAGCCUGUGUUAUUAUCAUUAGUGCGAUAUUGAACUGACAAGUGUUACUGUUGUUUUUUUUAUUUUCAGAUUGUUAAAAGGGAAAUAAAAAUAAAGAUUGAGCUACAAGAGGAGUUGGGAUAUUUGAUUUAUUUUUUUGUUGAGAAUAUGAAAGUAACUGUCAUGCCUUACAUGCUCUUACAAUAACUACUACUAUGAUAGUGCAUUUGCUGUAUAAUAAAGAUCUUUAAUCUGAA
Molecule: messenger RNA, 4232 nt
Organism: Solea solea (common sole)
Lineage: Eukaryota; Metazoa; Chordata; Actinopteri; Pleuronectiformes; Soleidae
Gene: dnajb2
Product: DnaJ heat shock protein family (Hsp40) member B2
Exons: 9
Coding region: 412-1626 (404 amino acids)
Molecular function (GO): Hsp70 protein binding
Source: RefSeq, a predicted model, not a curated record